[Torrubiella] hemipterigena is the source of this 1555-nucleotide messenger RNA. The record is from the annotation of a GenBank genome assembly. NCBI's taxonomy places the organism in Eukaryota, Fungi, Ascomycota, Sordariomycetes, Hypocreales, Clavicipitaceae.
CUGAGCUUUGUCUCUUUUAUUUAAAACGGCGGGGGUCCGUCCCCCCAAAAGAUUAACAUCUACACAAAUAUCAUACUCUCAACAACCGUUUUUGAGAAGCUUCAUACAUAUAAACACAUCAUCAUGACAGACGUCGAAACAAAGAUCAAGCAGGCCGCUGCUACAAAUGCCGAGCUGCUCACCAUCUUAGCCAACACCGAACACGCUAUCCCAACCGCUGAGGAACACGAUCGCCUCAUUGCCGAUCUCCAACAGCAGAUAGCCGAGACAGAAAAGAAGAAGAAGAAUGUCGAGCGUAAGAAAAACAUUACGCAAGAACAACACGAAAAGUACAGAGACAGCCGUGUUAAGCGCUUCCUCUACAAAGCCACGGGCAAGAAGGAGCGCUACCAAGAAAAAGCUUCCGCAGAAGAACAGAAGCAUUUUGCCAUGAUUCAAGAGCUUCGUGAUACAGAAGAUGUUCUUGCCAGUCUCGUCUCCCACCUUGGAGGCACAGUCGAAGUAAAGCCUUCUCUCGACGCAGAGGCCAAGAAGCAUAAGGACGCGGAGAUCCGACUAGAAGAUCUCUACAACUCCAUCUUUAGCGGGCCAACACCAUCCUUCCCCGAAGAAGAUGUAGCCGAGCAGCGCUACAUUGAGAGCUCAAAAGCCUACCGCCAGGCGAAGAUGGACGAACAAAAGGAGAGCACGUGUGCCACGCUUCUCGGUGAGGCAAAGCGCCAGAUGAGCAAGGCAUUCCAAGAGAUUGACCGCGCUCUACAGUAUUCCCGAGCCGACAUGUUUGGUGGAGGCAUGAUGAUGGAUAUGAUGGAGCGUAACCAUCUCUCCGAGUGCCAGCGCUGGUACAGCGAGUCCCAAAUCACCGUCACCCGCGCCCAGAACGCUUCUCCAAUGGUCGGCGCCAUGCCCCAAGUCUACAUCAACACGGGCAAUAUCAUGACCGAUGUCUUUUUCGACAACAUCUUUACUGAUAUGGCCUUCCACAAGGAAAUCAAGAGAGCCCGUGGCGAGAUGGACAGGUUAUGGGGUGCUCUGACGCAUGAGCUCGCAGCAUCCAUCUCGCGCAGAGAUGCACUCCGAGGCAAUGCUACUCUCGCUGAACAGGCCGUUGCCAGUGCCAGAGAAAUUCUCCAAGUGGAGAGAUCAAAGAUCUUUGACCAGGUGCUACGAUCGACAGGCGAUGCUAAGCUCAUAGACUUGGCUGGCCGUGGACUACACACUGAUGCGAAGAAUGCAGAUGAUAGAGCCGGCGAGGAUCUGCCGCCAUACUCGGGCUAAUAGAGACGAAUUGUUAUAAAAGCAGUGGGCGGCCGGAUUUCUUUCCUUUGUUAUUUAUAUACCCCAGUUUCAAUGUACAACAUAGCUAGCUUUUUAAUGAAUCUAAAAAGAUAAAACAAUACCACAAUUUCACGUCUAUAACUCUUGACAAUCUUGCCAAAUUUACGUAGGAUAUCCUUAGCUUUGAGAACAGCGCUGAAACGACAACUCUACUGCAUCAUAGCAGCUGCAUAGUCUGCUACCAACAUCUGAUUUUGAAGCCAUGCGUUUGGCGUCC